Molecule: messenger RNA, 6232 nt
Organism: Phycodurus eques (leafy seadragon)
Lineage: Eukaryota; Metazoa; Chordata; Actinopteri; Syngnathiformes; Syngnathidae
Gene: dlg3
Product: discs, large homolog 3 (Drosophila)
Exons: 21
Coding region: 366-2996 (876 amino acids)
Biological process (GO): chemical synaptic transmission
Cellular component (GO): postsynaptic density membrane; neuron projection; neuromuscular junction
Molecular function (GO): kinase binding
Source: RefSeq, a predicted model, not a curated record
UCCAUAUAUAUGAAUUUAUAUGCUUAUCACUGUGAAACAGGAAGAUUCUCAUCUCAUCGGGGCUGGUCUCUGAUUGUGAUCGUAUCCAAUAUUUUCAGUAUUUGAGCUACUACGUCAAGAGGACAAAGACGCCGUGCCCAUUUUGUAUUUUUCUUUUCUUGCUGCAUCCAAUCUCCGUCUCGAUCUCCAUUUUUUCCUCCUUCACUUCACAGCCGAGAAGCCGAGAGCAACGGGAUUUGACAAAAGAGGGCGAGAAAAAAAAAAACUCAAAUUCCUGUGAUUAGUGUGCUUUUCCGCUGGCAUCUGCGCUCCGUUUAGCCCAUCGCGGCGCCUUGUGACAUCAGCCCAGCGUCCGCCCAGCCAGCAUGCACAAACACCACCACUGCUGCAAGUGUCCAGAAUGUUAUGAGGUGACCCGAAUGGCGGCCCUGCGUAGGAUGGAUGCCCCAGCCUACGGGGGAGACUGGCAGGCUGAGCCCUAUGGAUACCCGCCCGGGUAUGGAGGAGGCCAAACCUUACCCGCUCCGGCCUCGGGGGGAGGAGGCAACAUGGGUGGAGGAGGAGGAGGUGGCGGAGGAGGAGGUGGAGGAGGGGGCACCUUAGGUAGAAGUAAGGGCAAGAUGAUGUCUGGCGGUGGGCCUGGAGGCCCCAAUCCUAAAGGCCAAUCCAAAGGGGGGCCGAAAGUAAAUGGCAACAACUCAAGUGGACAAGGAGGAUGGUGGCCUGAGUGCACCUGCACCAAUCGGGAGUGGUAUGACCAGGCCAACCCUCCCCCCAUCAUUGUCAACGCAGACUCACUAGAUGCAGGCCCUUAUGUGAAUGGCAGUGAUGGCAUGUACAAGUAUGAGGAGAUCAUUUUGGAGAGGGGGAACUCCGGCCUGGGCUUCAGCAUCGCGGGAGGCAUCGAUAAUCCUCACAUUCCUGACGAUCCGGGGAUCUUCAUCACCAAGAUUAUUCCUGGAGGUGCAGCCGCCAUGGACGGAAGGCUGGGGGUUAACGACUGCGUCCUGCGUGUGAACGACGUGGACGUGUCGGAGGUGGUCCACAGCAGGGCGGUGGAGGCCCUGAAGGAGGCGGGGCCGGUGGUGCGUCUGCUGGUGAGGCGAAGGCAGGCCCCGCCCGAGACCAUCCUGGAGGUGAACCUGCUCAAAGGGCCCAAAGGACUUGGAUUCAGCAUUGCCGGAGGGAUCGGCAAUCAGCACAUCCCGGGCGAUAACAGCAUCUACAUCACCAAGAUCAUCGAAGGAGGAGCUGCGCAAAAAGAUGGACGGCUGCAGACAGGAGACCGCCUGCUAGCUGUGAACAACAUCGUGCUUCAGGACGUGCGUCACGAGGAGGCGGUGGCCGCCCUGAAGAACACGUCCGAUAUGGUUUACCUCAAGGUGGCCAAGCCAGGACCGGUGCACCUCAAUGACAUGUACGCCCCGCCGGACUAUUCAAGCACUUUCCCCACCAUGGUGGACAACCACGUGAGCCACAACUACAUGGGCGCCAUGGAGCCUAAGCCCCCCUACCCGCCGGCCCAGGUCACCCCGUCCAGGUACUCACCAGUUCCUCGCCACAUGCUUGGGGAGGAAGACUUCACCAGAGAGCCAAGGAAGGUGUUGCUGCACAAGGGCUCCACCGGGCUGGGCUUCAACAUCGUGGGCGGGGAGGACGGCGAGGGCAUCUUUGUCUCCUUCAUCCUGGCAGGGGGUCCGGCUGACCUGAGCGGCGAGCUGAGGAGAGGCGACCGCAUUCUGUCUGUGAACGGUGUGAAUCUAAGGAAUGCGACGCAUGAGCAGGCGGCGGCUGCCCUGAAGAGAGCCGGACAGACUGUCACCAUCAUUGCUCAGUACAGACCUGAAGAGUACAGCCGCUUUGAGUCCAAGAUCCACGACCUGAGGGAGCAGAUGAUGAACAGCAGCAUGAGCUCAGGAUCCGGUUCCCUGCGCACCAGUGAGAAACGCUCCAUCUAUGUCAGAGCUUUGUUCGACUAUGACCGGACGAGGGACAGCUGCCUGCCCAGCCAAGGGCUAAGCUUCUCCUACGGCGACAUCCUCCAUGUCAUCAAUGCUUCUGAUGACGAGUGGUGGCAGGCCAGGCUGGUGACGCCUCACGGGGAGAGCGAGCAGAUCGGGGUCAUUCCCAGCAAGAAAAGAGUGGAGAAGAAGGAGCGGGCCAGGUUAAAAACAGUCAAGUUCCACGCCCGGACUGGCAUGAUUGAGUCGAACAGGCAGCCAGUCAAAGUAAAGCGCAAAAAAAGCUUCAACCUGUCGCGAAAGUUCCCGUUUUACAAGAGCAAGGAGAAUAUUGUGCAGGAGUUGGUGGAGUCUGAACAAUGCCUGACGUCCAACACAAGCGACAGUGAAAGCAGUUCAAAGGGCCAGGAAGACACCAUCCUCUCCUACGAGCCAGUCAUUCGACAAGAAAUCCACUACACAAGACCCGUGAUCAUCCUGGGCCCCAUGAAGGACCGAGUCAACGACGACCUCAUCUCUGAGUUCCCUCACAAGUUUGGCUCCUGUGUGCCCCACACGACUCGUCCGAGGCGAGAGAACGAGAUGGACGGUCAGGACUACCACUUUGUGGGCUCGCGCGAGCAAAUGGAGAAAGACAUCCAAGACAAUAAGUUCAUCGAGGCGGGUCAGUUCAACGAGAACCUGUACGGGACCAGCAUCCUGUCGGUCAGAACUGUGGCUGAAAGGGGGAAGCACUGCAUUCUGGACGUGUCGGGCAACGCCAUCAAACGACUGCAGCAAGCACAACUUUACCCGAUUGCCAUUUUUAUUAAACCAAAAUCCAUCGAAGCCCUCAUGGAAAUGAACAAGCGGCAGACGUACGAGCAAGCCAAUAAAGUCUUUGACAAGGCCGUGAAACUUGAGCAAGACUUUGGCGAGUUUUUCACAGCUAUCGUCCAGGGCGACUCGCUAGAGGAAAUCUACAACAAAAUCAAGCUCAUCAUCGAGGAGCAGUCCGGUCCGUACAUCUGGAUCCCCUCCCCAGAGAAGCUCUGAGCACCUUGCCUGCCCGCCAUCACACCGCCACCACCUCGCAUCGCUGCAGAGAGCCCCCUCCCCCUCUCACCCCCCAUCUCUUUUUACAGCUAUGUUUCAUAUAAAGUUUUAGUGUCAUCAUUAUGUUACUCUCUAAAUGGAAAAAGAAGUUUUCUCACCAUUGAUUACUGUGCCACCCCCCUGCAUGAAUUUCUCGACGCCGGCCAUUCUAGACUGGAACGGAGGUCCUUCAUUUUUUUUUGUCAUAUGAAAAACAAAACAAAAAACAGGAGAAAGGGAAUUGAUCCAUUUUGUCAACAGACUGAAGAUGGGAAUGUUUUCAUGAGGAAAGGAGAGGGAGAGAGCGAGAGAGAGAGAUCGAGAGGAGUGGCAGGGGGAACAGAGACAAAUCACGCCGAGUCAGAACACUUUGUAAAUGUUCAUCCAAUCACAUUUUAAAAAGAUGACAUACACAAAGAUGAGAGACCUUUUUUUUUUUUUUUUUUUUUUUUUUUGUCCUCCCACCCCCACCAAAAUGACUGGUUGAGUGGAGCCCUACUGACGGUACUGUUGUUUCUAGGGAAUUAUUUAUCAUCUCGACAGGACAAAUCCCUACAUUUAUAUAACGACAUCAACAAGAUGAAUAAAGUCCUACAGAUUUUACUAUACAUAUAUAUAUAUAUAUAUAGAGAGAGAGAGAGAGCGAGAGAGAGAGAGAGUGCGUGCGUGUGAGAGAAAAACAAGUACAGUUUUACACUUCACUAGAAUGGUCCAUUUGGAGGGCUUGUUUGGAAUUUUCUUUUUUUUUUUUUUUGGCUCGUGACCUUUUUAACAUUUUCGGGGGGGUGGGGGGGAUACUACACUGAGUAAAGGGGGGCGGGGGGGGGGGGUAGAGAUGUGUAAGUGGGCUCUGCAAAACACCAAACUGCCUUACAUCCAAUACUGACUGACCACCUGUUGUCCUCCUUUGAGUGCAAUAGCCCCCCCCCAAACACUACGACCACUAUUACAACAAUCAAUCCAUCCAAUUAGGAUUUACUUUACACCCCCACCCCCAUAACUAAAGAGUGUGGAGCUGCAGACCACCCUCUUACACUCUCUGCCUUCCAAAAAGGUUUUUUUGUUUGUUUGUUUUUUUUGUUUUGUUCUUGUUUGUUGAUCUGUUUUACUGGUCACACGGUACUGUCCUAUCUGCUGCCAUGGCGGCAGCCUUUUAACGGGUAGAACAAGACAAUAAUUGUAUUGGAUGUGAUGCCCAUUAAAAAAAAAAAAGCUGUUUUGGAUUGUCCAAAAAAAAAAAAAAAAAAACACUAAAGUUGAGCCUAAUUAAAGCUUUGUGUUAUGUACAUGAAUUAUUCACGUGCUUGGACCACUGUGUAUGGGAGGGUUGGGUUGAAAAAAAAAAAAGAGCUCUUUGGGUUUGGGCUGAGCUCAGGUAUAUCAAACGUACGGCGCCCGAGAGGUCCCCUGAACGCAGCACGACACGGACGCGCACACGCAAGCUUCCUAUCAUAAAGCUCAACUGUGAAAGGGAUCUUCUCUUCGGUUUUCUCCUUCCUCAGAGAGCCAAACACCCCAACAGGAAGUGCCAACUCUGACCUGGGUCCCCCCCACAAACCCCUCAAUUUUUUUUUUUUUUUUCUCCCUGUUGCCAGACAACCAGCUGUCAUCACCUGUGUCUAAACCUCCUCCGCAGAGUUCAGGGAAUAACUGAAUGGAACACAGCCAUUAAUAAACUGUUUGCAGACUGUUUCAAAGGGUGUGGUAGCUGUACAAUGUAAAUAAGACCCUGCCCCCUUUUGGCCCACACAUAUUCCCCCAGAAGAUAUUACCCCCUUCCUCACAUGUGCUUUGUGCAUGUGUGACUCAAACUGGGACAGAAUAUGUUUUAUAGACCACAAAUGUCAGGUAAGUUGAGUUUCAAGCUAUAUUAUCCAUACGGAGGGGGGGAAAGUGCUGUAUUGUUGCUAUUUGUCUUAAGAUACCUAUGGGAAACUAAACUAGUCAGUUAAAUGGGCGAGGCCCUCUACAUGUCAAUACUUCUGGGACAUGGCUGGGUAUACAGAAUGGAAAAAAAUACAUUAUAUAUAUAUAUACACGCACACACACAAAAAGGUUCAGGUUAUUGGGCUUUCAGGUGAGAAAAAAAACCUCAAAUCCACUAAAUUUGCAAAUUUACCUUUUCACUUUUUUUUUUUAACCUAUCCCUUAUUUGGGAAAUUACUCCUUUUUUUAAUGCAUUUAUAAGCAGAUAUGCACAUAAGUGGUGUGCACUGAAAAUAUUAAAAUCGUGCCAGAUUCAAUUAUGUCACUGCAUUUGUGUACCAAAUGUUUAGUAGCACAAGCCUGGUUUUCGCCAAGGAAAUACAACUUGGGUUAAUUAAUGUCAGAUGGUGGAUAUAGGGCAUUCCUUUUUUCAUGUUCUGUGCACCGAGAGCAGGGAUCAGUGUUUUGUUUUUCAAAGCGAACUUACCAAGCCGAGGGCAUGUUCUGCAUGAGAAACCCCUCCAUAAAAGGCGCCACUCAUCAAAGUAGCUUCAACUAGGAUGUUCAAAGACAAGUGGCUACUAGGCUUAGUGUCGUCAGCAGUUUGCCACAGAGAUUGGCGGAGUCACAGAAAGGCAUAUAUAAUGGAUUUUGGUUUCACACUGAAAUUUCACGUGAAAGCCCAGUAUCCAUCAUUUUUUAUGACAUUAUUCUUGACAGAUUGAGUGGAAAUCAGAGCUGACUUAACGAAAAAGCGCACAGUACUUCAGACCUCAGUUAGCCACGUCCAAGCCCAAAGACUUCACUCUCUGCUCUUUCCAUUUGAGGCUGUGAUGGGGGGGGGGGAAGGCCACCUAUGCGUAUGUGUGCGUGUGUAUCAUUGAUGAGGCUGACAAAUGGUGGUGUCAAUCUAUUUAAUUUUUAGUUAUGUUGAGGUGAAAGGGGGCUCGGGUCUUUUUUUUUUUUUUUUUUUUUUGGGGGGGGGGGGUAAUUCUGUUUAUGGCACAUCUGUGCAGUAAGUGCUUGCAAACAUGAACCCUUUUGAUUGUACAGUCCAGUAAUCUCCUUCCUGUGGACGCAGGUGGUUAUGCCCUGUUGGGAUGCUGAGCCCAAUUGGUCUUCCCUGUCCUAGUCACAAGGGGAACACCGUCCAUUUUAUAUAUAUAUAUAUACAUAUAUAUAUAAUAUCACAUUUUCUUUGUGGGCUUUAUUUUGGGAGGACUUGACAAGAGUUUAUUUGUUUGGAAAUAAAAUAUGUGACACAGUUUCAA